AUGGCACCUACUAUUCACCCAUUCGACGGAGUCAGGGACUACGAGGUCAGAUUAGCUUCCAAGUUGGUCAAGGACGCUCACCCAGCCGAUGCCAAUGUUCACUUUGUCCAGAUCGAUAGAUUGGACCCUCCAAAGGCUGACAUGAUCAAAUAUUUGGAGGCAGAGAAAUAUGGAGGUCCUCUUCCACCAAUCUCUAGAGUGUUGUACUGUUACUACUACACUAACACUUUGGACUUUAACAAGGCCCUUGUUAACGUCACGGUUGGCCAUGUGAUCACCAAGACCCAGUUGCCAAAGGGUGUGGUUGGUCCAUUCUUGCCAGAGGAUGUUUUGGACUGGGAGGACAACUGUACCCAGCACCCAGUUGUCUUGGCUGAGAUUGAGAAGUUGAAGUUGCCUCAAGGCUACUCGGUCAGAUGUGACCCAUGGAUCUAUGCCACUGACGAUGCAAAUGAAAAGAGACCAUUGGUUCAAUUCUUCAUGUACGUGUUGGCCAACAACGGCCACGCUGAGUCCAACCACUACUCUUUGCCAUUGAAGUUCUCGCCAGUGUUCGAGGCUUUCACCAAGAAGUUCAUCAGAAUCGACUUCUUGCCUGGUGGAUUCGAUGCCACCACCACCCCAACCCAACCAUGGCAGGUUGUUCCUGGUGUGGAGUACCACCCAGACUUGAACGGCGAGACCAUUAUGAGACAGCCUAAGCCUUUGUUGGUUGUGCAGCCUGAGGGUCCAUCCUACUCCAUGGACGGUUCCAAGAUUGACUGGCAGGGAUGGCAGUUCAGAGUGGCUCCAACCGCCAGAGAGGGUUUCGCUGUGUACGACGGUUGGUUCAAGGGCAGACAAGUGUUCUACAGAAUCUCUUUGUCUGAAAUGACUGUUCCAUACGGUGAUCCAAGAGCCCCAUACCACAGAAAGCAGGCUUUCGACUUGGGUGAUUGUGGUUUCGGUGUUAACGGUAACUCUUUGCGUCUCGGAUGCGACUGUCUCGGUGUCAUCAAGUACUUGGACGGUGUUGGAAUCAACUCCAAGGGUGAGCCAUUUGUUCAGCCCUCUACUGUCUGCUUGCACGAGCAGGACAAUGGUAUUUUGUACAAGCACAUGAAUUACAGAACUGAGAAUGCUGUUGUUGCCAGAAAACGUGAGUUUGUUGUUCAGACCAUUGCUACUGUUGCCAACUACGAGUACGCUGUCAACUUGAAGUUUGUCAACGACGGUUCCAUCGACAUUGAAGUCAGAGCCACCGGUAUUUUGUCCACCAUGCCAAUUGACGAAAACGUCAAGGUUCCUUGGGGAAGCAUUGUUGGUCCAAACGUCAUGGCCGCAUACCACCAGCACAUCUUGUCGUUCAGAAUCGACCCUGCUGUUGAUGGUCACAAGAACACCGUCUGUUACGACGAUGUUGUCAAGUUGCCUCGUGAUGAAUUCAAUCCAUACGGUGUCGGUUUCGUCACCGAGAGAACUUUCGUCGAAAAGGCUGGUUCCGUUGAGCAAUCUCCAUUCACCAACAGAACCUACAAGAUCAUCAACGAGAACGUUGUCAACCCUAUCUCUAAGAGCAAUGUUGGUUACAAGAUUAUGAUGCCAGCCAGACAGAUGAUCUUGGCUGACGAGGAGUCUUUCAACGCCAAGAGAGCAGCUUUUGCUACCAAGCAGAUCUGGGUCACCAAGUACAGAGACCACCAGUUGUUUGCUGCCGGUGAGUUCACUAACCAGUCCCAGAUCGACACUGGUGUUGGUGAGUGGGUCAAGGGUGAGGACCCAGUCAGAAACGAUGACUGUGUUGUCUGGGCCACUUUGGGUUUCACUCACAUCCCAAGAGUCGAGGACUUCCCAGUUAUGCCAGUUGAAACUCACAACAUCCACCUUGUGCCAUUCAACUUCUUUGACAGAAACCCAGCUUUGGACCUUCCACAGGCCAACAACAACUUCAACAAGUCUGUCUUGGCUGACGUUGGUGUUUCUGCCAACAAGGCUUGCUGCAAGACUAACUUGUAG
Molecule: messenger RNA, 1995 nt
Organism: Sungouiella intermedia
Lineage: Eukaryota; Fungi; Ascomycota; Pichiomycetes; Serinales; Metschnikowiaceae
Source: the annotation of a GenBank genome assembly